Molecule: messenger RNA, 1723 nt
Organism: Limulus polyphemus (Atlantic horseshoe crab)
Lineage: Eukaryota; Metazoa; Arthropoda; Merostomata; Xiphosura; Limulidae
Product: pre-mRNA-splicing factor SLU7-like
Exons: 5
Biological process (GO): mRNA splicing, via spliceosome
Cellular component (GO): spliceosomal complex
Molecular function (GO): pre-mRNA 3'-splice site binding
Source: RefSeq, a predicted model, not a curated record
GAGGAGUAUGUGGAAUAUUCCAGACGUGGGCAAGUAAUCAAGGGAGCUGAAAAGAGAACAAUUCGGUCAAGGUAUGAAGAGGAUGUUUGCAUAAACAAUCACACGAGUGUAUGGGGAUCGUAUUGGAAGGAUGGUCACUGGGGCUAUAAGUGCUGCCAUUCAUUGAUCAAGAAUUCUUACUGCACAGGAGAAUCAGGAAAAGAAGCUAAUUGUAUGAUUCCAGAGGAAACAUUUCUCCAUGAAAACAUCCAAGAACCUAAAGAAGAGCAAGAAGGUGAAUCCAAAACUUCUCAGUCUGUUACAGUUGAAAAUGACUGUAAAAAGGAUGAUGUCACAACACCUUUUCAGUGGGAAAAAAAGGUUUCAGAAGCUAAGAAGAAAAAGAAGAAAGAUAAGAAACGACAAAAAAAAGAGAAAAGGAAAAAGAAGAUCUCUAAAUCAAGCUCCAGUUCAGAUUCUGAUAGCUCUGAUGAUGAAGACAGAAAGAAAGAUAAAAAACUUAAAAGGGCAUUGAAGGAAGAAGAAAAACAACAGAGAGAAGCCAAAAAGUUGCUUUCCAUGGAUGAACGGGACCGGCCUUAUAACAGUAUGUAUGAAGCCAAGGCUAUAACAGAAGAGGAAAUGGAAGCUUACUUUAUGAAAAGACUCCGACCAGAAGACCCCAUGGCUGCAUUCCUUGGAAACUAGCAAGCAGCCUGCUAAACCUGCUGUUAGACAGUUUCCAAAGCAUAUAACUAAUAUCUUUAAAAGAACUUGGGUAGUUUGUCUGUUUUGAAACAGGUAUUAAACUUAAGACUUGAGAAUAGUUGUGACAGUUUAUCAUCCUCGGGUCCAGAAAUGAAGAAAGUUUGAUGAUGUUUUCAAGAAUUGGAACAAUGGCUCUUGUUUUAACCAGGUCAGCUCAAUGUUUGCUUUUAGGGGGUGGAAACAAGCUACAAAUUAUAUGUUUGUAUGAGGAAGAAGAACAUUGGGAUACAACAUUGUUAAAGUCAUGAACGUGUGAGUUUCUCUAUCAUUGUCUUGUAAAGAAACGAUUUCUUUCUCUUAAAGUUAUUUCAAUCUUAAUAAAUCUACACAUAAUUUGAAAUAUAUUCAUAAAAUGUUUGUUUAAUGGUUUAUAGAGAUGAACCAAGAACAUCACUACGUGAUUGAUGUAAGACCAUCAGAAAUGAUUUUACUAGUAAACCUAAGUUGAGUAUUUCUGCUUUAGAAGUUCAAAGCUCAAGAUAUAAAAUGUGUUAAAUGAGGCUUAUUGCUGUGGAGUUUCUUAAUUAGAUGAUUGGUUCAUUUGUUUUGGUAUACACAUUCUUGACAUUAUUUGAAGUGUACAUUUUUGUAUUACAUGUGUAAUUUCAUUACACCUCCAAUAUGAAGUAAGAUAAGGUUCUAAAUUUACUCAAAAAAAACGAGAAGGAUUGAAUGGUUAACAUUCAUUUCAUGGUGUUGUGUGUCUGAAUAAGUGUACAGUAAAACCAAAGUUAGAAUUGUACAAAUGUUAAAGGUAAUAAUAAGAAACAAAAAUGUGACAUGUAAAUAUGGAAUUACUUGAAUAUUUACUUCUCAGUAGACUUAGGAUGUGUAUCUAUUUUGUUUAAACUGUACUGUAUAUCAUACAGAACUUACAUGUUUAUUUUGUUUUUAAAUACACAUCAUUUAAUGUUAACUUACUGUUCCUCUUCUGUAUUGAAUAGCUUUGUAUUCUAAUAAAAAAAUUUUCAAAGUG